GAAUUGACAUGGUCAGAAUCUUCUGGUUCAUUCAUUUUCAACCAGGAAUUUUUUUCAAUGUGGAAAAAUGUGUUUUUUUCCGAAGCUCUCAUGAUCUCUACAUGGAUUACCAAAUUCAUCGAUUGGUUAGCCGAUAAUUCAUCGGUCGCUUUUCACCCGCCAGCUCGAUUUUCAUCUAGUACACCGAAUCGGGACGCGAACCAUUCGGUUUAGCUCCCGGGCACUAAUAGAGUCGCAAAUAGAGUCGAUCGGACACAAGUCGGGACAAAAAGAUUGUGCGAAAACGAAGUCUCGACGGGAAGACAUGAGCGGAGUCGGCUUUUUGGCGACCGUGAAGACGUUCGCGCCAGGCGGACGCCGACGUCGACGCUGUGAGAAGCAGCAGAAGGUCCUAGAGCUUCCGCCGGGCUAUGGGAUGCAGCCGGAUGUCGUACCCUCCUGGGACACGGCGCCACCCAUCACGCCACCCGCCGCAUUUUUGCCGCCGGGCUACAAAAAGGGCUUUCCAGAGCCGAAGAAGGAAAAGACCGAACAGAAUGUGAAUGGCGCGAUGUCGCCGUGCGGCGGCGGCGAGCCGCAGGCCGCCAAUUUGGGCACGGCCACGAGCGGCUUGGCGGUACCGGUCCCGGGCCCGGUCCCGAAUGCCGGGGACCAACAAAAGCCAAACAGGCCGAACACCCUCGACGCCAGGGUGGUAGCCAGGAGGCUGAUCUUGUUCGACAUGGACAAGGGGGUGCUAGAUCAGAGCGCCGACAAUCAGCAGGUAAUCGAGAGGUGUUACCCGUUACCACCUCAGAAUACCCUGAUGCUGUCGGAGCUCCCAGAGCCGCCGAUACCGUUGAGCGAAAUCGGCCCUAUACCACCCCCGCCCAUGUUCAGCUCCCCGAGUCCCACUUUGUUGGCGAGACAACGGCAAAUACCGCUCUCGGACUGCGAGGACGAGGAUGAGGAGGAUGGCGACGUGGAAGAAGAGGACGACAAUAUGUACCUCUUCAGGAUGUCGCAGCCUGAUCCCGCGAUCGAUACGUCUCGUGUCGAAGAAAUACCGGCGAAGGAACCGAAGUUCCACGCUGUGCCGCUGAAGAGUGUCUUGAAGAAACGAGGCUCCGGAAGUGGACCCGGCACGCCGCAAAACACUCCGACGCAGGAGAACAGGCCGCUGACGCUUCGCCAGGAGCUCCAUGCCUCGUUCAACAGUCGACCGGUCAGAUUUGGCCUCGCUCUACCCUGUACACUGGAGAACAAGGAGAACGCGAGGCCUUACGUUAUCCGAGAAGAUGCGGACGGCGACUCCGGCGAUGGACAAGUCCUCUACAGGGAUGAUUAUGACGAUGAGAAAAGCCGUUUGGCAGCCAAGAUCGCGCGCAAGGAAUCACUUUCGCUAAAGCUCGCCCUUAGGCCAGACAGACAGGAGCUCAUCAACAGGAACAUCCUUCAACUGCAGACAGACAAUGAGAGGCAGGAGACGAAAGAGGCCAUUGGCGCCAAGCUUAUCAGGCGGCUGAGCAUGCGGCCGACUCAGGAGGAACUUGAAGAGAGGAACAUUUUGAAAAAGCAAAGCCCCGCCGAGGAAAAGAAGCAAAAGGAGGAGAAAAAACGUUAUCUGCUGCGAAAGCUGAGUUUCCGACCGACCGUUGAGGAGCUCAAGGAGAAAAAGAUUAUCAGGUUCAACGACUAUAUCGAGGUAACGCAGGCUCACGAUUACGAUAGAAGAGCCGACAAGCCUUGGACGCGGUUAACUCCGAAGGACAAGGCUGCUAUUAGGAAGGAGUUAAACGAGUUCAAGAGUUCGGAGAUGGCCGUUCACGAGGACAGCCGACACCUCACCAGGUUCCAUAGGCCAUGACAAUUGCAAUGUGUUGAGGUGCUACAGUGUGGUGCGGGUAUACGUGAAGGUGCAGUGUGGUGGCUUCGUGUUGAAGCUGGGUGAAGAAAGAAGGGAGAGAAAAUCGGCUAUCGUUAUUUCCGGAUCUAAAGCCGGAACGCGCGAUACUCGUCCGAUCGUGACGGUGAUUUCUUUGACGUUGCUGCGUCGUGUCGUUCGUCGUUGUCGCCAAGCAUCAUCUACUGGCACUUCUUCCAUCAUCGUCAUUUAUACACGUCAACGACAAACGCCACUAUGACGUCGACGAAGAUUGUGAUAGGGUGACUCGCCACCCCAUCGAAGAGGACUUGGCGGGUCGCUCGCCGAUUUCUUUUCAUAAGGGUCGUUCACACCCGUGCUUAGCCGAGCAGUUGUUUACGCUCUUUCCGACAUCUACUCAACUACUCUUCAUCUUUGUAUCUUCGACGCUGAUCUCGUUAUAGUACAUGCGUCAAGGCGUUUGUAUUCUCAAGAUAUCUUGAAAUAUUCUUAAAACUUUGUGCGGCAAAUUCUCAAGUAAGUACGCUACGCGCAAAUAUCUCUUUCUGCAUUAAACGACAUCAUUGAAGCUUACUAAAAAAAAAAAAAAAAAACUACAGAUCUACCUUCGGGUUUAGCUCUUGAAAGCUUUGCCGUUGUGAAAAUCAAAACGUUGUAUAGUAAAUAAGACUUUUUUAUCGAGACGCCCAUGUGUGUCCGGCGUGUUUAAGCUGAAUAAGAUCGAAAGUCAUUUUUAAUUACGUAUCCUGUCUCAUUCAUAACUGAUAUUUCUUGUUAUGAAUUUUUUUAAAUUAUUUUUCUUCGUUGUACAAUAUAUUUAAGAAUUAUAUAAGGGACGUGAGACACGUCUGUUACGAAUGUAUUUUAGCGAUAAAGAGAUUAUUACGUACAAUGGAAGCGCGUGUCACAUGCAUACCGAUGCAUAAGGAUGUACAGAUUAAUCGCGUGCAAAUUAAUCGUGCUUGAAAUUAAGCGUGAGCGUAAUUAUAUGGACAUUACGAGCGCGCGUGUGAACAUACCCUUAAACAUGUAAACACCAUUUUGCAAUCAAGCUAGCUCAUCAGUGUCACCUGGCAUCAUUGUAUAUGUAUGUAAAUGUCUCUCAAGUUUCGAGCCAUUGUAACAGAGAUAUGUGAUAUAUCUCGUUAAUAUCACAGAAAAAGAAUACUCGAAUUCUGUAACGAUUAUUCGAGGAUCAAACGGGAGGUACAUCACAUUACAAGCGAUAUAUCUCGUCGAGUAAAGUGAGUUCGGUUUAGUUAAAAAAAAUGUUUUAGUAUUAAUAUUUUUAUACGUUGACGAAUGAACAGCAGAGAGUUUCCGCAAAAUCAUUUUUCGAUAUACCCCUCAUUUUUAAUGAUUAAGAUUCGGCUGAUGUCCGAAAAAUGUGAUUUACGAUAAUUCCAUGUUCUCACGAUUUUCGCGCGAUUCGCGUAGAGUAUUCAUUGCUUGGGACUUCACUAAUACUAUUGCGUGCAUAGUUCGUUAAGCUCUUCGUAUACAUCGUGCGAGGAAUGAAAACAGUCAUUUAGUAUCUAUGACAAUCGGUCAACUGUUCGAUCGACAAAACUGUUUUCCUUUACUGCCAGGUAUCACUCUCUCGUAGAGCUGCCUUGAGGAGCAAGCGCUUACGAUAAUUAUCUAAAAAAAAAAUAAAAUUGGACAUAUACACGCGCACACACACACACAUACACACACACACACACACACACACACUUCGCGUUCGUGGGAAAUCAGAAAUGUAUUGUGCAAUUAAACUUUGUACAGAGGAGUAGGUAGCGUGUACAUUAGUGAGUAUUAUUAUCAUCAUUGUUAUAUCGAUAAUAUCGCUAUAGGGACGCUCUAUGGUCCUCGUUAAUUUCGAUCGCGUGCUUUGAUCGCGGCAAUAUUAACAAAUUCAUUAAGAGCAGAUGCGAAAAUCGGUUGUUGUUCCGUAUUCGUUGAGUGCGAAUAAAUUCAUAAUGAAUUUAAAAAAAAAUACGGUUAAAUGCAUUUACAGUGAAUACAUACGUAUUUGCUGCGUAUUUUGAAAAAUAUGUUUAUACUUCAAUGGCCCGAUAAUUGAAGAAAUAUAUCGUUGAAACCCAGGAUUCACGGCCAUUUAUUAUCAAAUUAAUUUAUGCUCGCAUUAACUGCAUCAUCGGAGCAUCAACAAUAAUUACUCUGCUCAUGUAAAAGCAAUCUGAUGAAUCAACAGUGGAUUGUAGUUCUAAUUAUAGUCCUGUCUAUAAUACUGAUGGAGAAGAAAACAUUGAAUUAGGCAGAAUUAGCACUAACUGACGCUUGGUAAUGACCGAGCUUUUAGUAUCGAAACUCGUUCAAGUUCGUUCUCAACAGAGAGUAGAACGAGGGAAAAAAAAAAGUAGUCGCGUUACAAAUCGCCAUGUUGCGCGCAAAUUUGUAUCUAGAUUCUUUAGCUGAUCGAAAGAACGAAGCCCAACGACAAAGGAAGAAAAAAAAAAAGAG
Molecule: messenger RNA, 4330 nt
Organism: Cyphomyrmex costatus
Lineage: Eukaryota; Metazoa; Arthropoda; Insecta; Hymenoptera; Formicidae
Product: phosphatase and actin regulator 2
Exons: 10
Coding region: 305-1846 (513 amino acids)
Biological process (GO): actin cytoskeleton organization
Molecular function (GO): actin binding
Source: RefSeq, a predicted model, not a curated record